Molecule: messenger RNA, 2749 nt
Organism: Oncorhynchus mykiss (rainbow trout)
Lineage: Eukaryota; Metazoa; Chordata; Actinopteri; Salmoniformes; Salmonidae
Gene: dcp2
Product: decapping mRNA 2
Biological process (GO): nuclear-transcribed mRNA catabolic process, nonsense-mediated decay; deadenylation-dependent decapping of nuclear-transcribed mRNA
Cellular component (GO): P-body; cytoplasm
Molecular function (GO): manganese ion binding; 5'-(N(7)-methylguanosine 5'-triphospho)-[mRNA] hydrolase activity; RNA binding
Source: RefSeq, a predicted model, not a curated record
UCAUCAACAGUGGCGUUUCUACCUUUCUUUUUCGAUUGCGCGGUGUUGGAGUUUGUUUUUAGCGAGCUAACGUAGCUUACAUGUAUUUAUUUGUGUAAGUUUAGGGACAUUUGACGAACCUGGCACAUAUAGUUCGCCUUGAUUGAUCAAUAGAAUGCAUUGAUUCGAGAUUUAAGAAAAUAGUAGCUUUGCGCUGUUUAUUUUUCGCCUCAUUGUUUCGCGAGUUCGGGAUGUUUUUAUCCUCAACAUGGAGACAAAAAGAGGGGAGAUUCCCAACGGCGUAUUGGACGACCUCUGCAGUCGAUUCAUCCUCCACAUCCCUAGUGAAGAGAGAGACAAUGCUAUCCGCGUGUGCUUCCAGAUCGAGCUUGCCCAUUGGUUCUACCUGGACUUCUGCAUGCAGAAUGCACCAGGAUUACCUCAGUGCGGGAUAAGGGACUUUGCCAAGGCUGUUUUUAAUCAUUGUCCAUUCUUGCUGCCCAAUGGGGAGGAUGUACAGAAGGUUCUAGAACAGUGGAAGGAAUAUAAGAUGGGUGUUCCAACCUAUGGUGCCAUUAUUCUAGAUGAGUCGCUUGACAAUGCAUUGCUGGUUCAGGGCUAUUUGGCCAAGUCAGGGUGGGGCUUUCCAAAGGGAAAAGUCAAUGAAGAUGAGGCUCCCCAUGUUUGUGCUGUACGAGAGGUUAUGGAGGAGACGGGUUUCGAUAUCAAAGAUCGCAUCUGCAAAGAUACGUACAUCGAGCAGAAAAUCACUGAUCAGUUGGCCCGAUUGUACAUAAUACCUGGGGUACCCAAGGAGACGAAGUUCAACCCCAAAACAAGGAAGGAGAUAAGGAACAUCGAGUGGUUCCCGAUUGAGAAACUACCAUGUCACAGAAACGACAUGACUCCCAAGUCUAAACUUGGACUCGCCCCCAACAAGUUUUUCAUGGCCAUUCCUUUUGUCAGACCACUCCGAGAAUGGAUUGCCAAGCGUAAAGGAGAGUCUACAGACAGUGAUGAGGAUUUUGCAUCCAAUGGCAGCACUCCAUGCAAACCUCUGGACAAAGCACGCUCCAAGCAUCGACGGGCCCAGAUGUUGCCGGAGGCAUCUCCAGGAGAGGGGUGGGGGAAGCAGAAGCAACCCAAGCCUCUGGGACAGCUGAGCCAAUACGAGGUCUCUGAACUCUUGAAAGCCAAGAACCUCAAUGUGAAAGGCAAUGGGAAGAAGCACCAGGAUUCUCCCAACCUGAAGAAAAGAGCCAAUGGAGUCGGCAACCAGCAGAAAGAGGAGAAGAGACUUCAGCCCAGGAGACUACAGGACAACUUCGACACAGAUGCAGCACUGCCAUCUGACACGUGCAGCUCCACCAAUGGGCAGCAGGUGGUCUGCAACAGCAACUGUGAACACCUCUCCUCCAGGUCCUUCCUCAACUUCAAGUUCGACAGGGAGGCCAUCAUGAAAUGCUUUGACUCCUGAAAUAGCCAACGGACACCUUGGUCGUGUUCAGUAGGGACCAAAAGGAAGUAAAUGCUUUUUUUUUUUUUUUGCUUUUCGUUGUAUGCCCUAAUGAACACGACCCUGGAAUGGCACACUAGCAGAUACUUCAGUUCUAUGGAAACGGCAGCCCCUCCAACCGUAUGGUUGAGAUGAAGAGUACUGACCACAUGUAUAAAAGCCUUCUGUUGUAGUUUUGUUGUUUUUUUUUGUCAAGCACAGAAAGGUGAACUUGGUGUCGCUGUUUGUUCAUUCAAGCCGAAUCCUUACUUUGGGAUUCUUAGUAACUUAGUUUCGCUUACAGGAAAUCAUGCAGUGAUGUCAAUGGCAAAAAAAAAUAGGGAUGAACAGUUUGUACUCUUGUGCACAGAUCUCUAGUUAGGAUUCAGCCCAUAUGAUCCAGAUUUACUAAGCAUUUGCAUCAGGUGCAAAUGUUGUACCUGUAUUUUUAUAGAGGGAAUUAAUCACUGAAAGUAGUGGGGGGAGGGUUGAAAAUACAGGUUCUGAGAAGAAUAAUGGUAAAGGUAGAUUUAAAGGUUAAAUAAAGGUAGAUAAAGAGUUUUAACUUUGGGGUUUCAUCCCCUGUUGACACGAACAAAGCAUAUGUUUAGUAAAUCUGGCCAGUGAGUGAAGUCGGCGCCAUAACUUGCCAAGUUCAGUGUUUUUUUUGUUUGUGUGUUUUUUUGUCUAAUUUUAAUGGACGACAUAGUCCAACUUUGGUCAGUUUCACCUCCUUACCAACUGAGCUCCCGAUUUAUGUUUUAGGGCAGUGGUUCCCAACCAGGGGUCCUAGGACCACUUGGGAUAUGUGGUCUAUCCACAGGGGGUACUUGAGAAGACUCAAGAGACCAUAGGACUGCUGGUAAAAUGCACAUGAGGGGGUACUCCGGGUAGAGCGAAAUUCAUUUGCAGUGGUACAGUAACCGAAAAAGGUUGGGAACCACUUUUUUUUUUGUGUGUAUAGCUGGUGUGAACUGAUCUGAGGCUAAGCACAGAGUAUUGUACAUUGUGAUUCUAUGCUUUAUCCCCAAAGUCAUAGAGCUGGUGUAGAUGGUCUUGUACAGGCAGUCAUGUUGAAUGGCUCAAGCAGUGUCUGCUCCAAGUAGCCUCGUCCUACCAACUGUGAUGCCAAUGGCCGCGUUCCAGGUCAAGCUUCUUUCUUUUGCAGUCGUGCAUCUCAGAAGAUUGCUAUAUGAUACGAAUGUGGUUUCCACAAUGUUAAAUGUGAUUUUUGCGCAGUACGACUGCAAUAAAGACAACCUGGUACGUGUCCUA